Molecule: messenger RNA, 183 nt
Organism: Entrophospora sp. SA101
Lineage: Eukaryota; Fungi; Glomeromycota; Glomeromycetes; Entrophosporales; Entrophosporaceae
Source: the annotation of a GenBank genome assembly
AUGGAUUUGAAAAAAAAUCUACCUCAUAUUAAAGUAAGUGAGCAAAAGGAAUAUGAUAAAGAACAAAAUCAAAUUAACAAUGAUGAGACAGAACAAAUAAAUGAUGACUUACUAGCUGUAAUAGAAGAGACAAUAUCUGCAGCAAGUAAUGGAAAAGUACAAGAGAGAAUCAUAAAUAUUUAA